GUUGUUAUUCURAAGUACUUUAUAUAGUUUCAAGGCCUGAAUAUUACAUUAUAUUUUGGGGUUCCUGUGUAAUAGCAACAAGAUGGCGGACAUUGUAAGGUGUGCUCUGGCACCCCGUCUUUAUCGCAUUUAUAUCCAAAAAGAAACAAGGAUCAAAAGCAGAGCUUACGAGCCUAACGGACUUGAACAGUGUGGUGACGGAAUAAUAAGAGCUCUGUCAUAUGCCUGGUCCAUCUGCUACUACGCAUCUCCUGCGUUAGCUUUCUACAUGUAUAGGAAAGGUUUUUUCUCUCAUGGYGGUAUAGUCUAUUUAUCUAAGUUUAUUGGAUAUUUGAGUGUUGUACUCAUUGGAGCUUAUUGCAUCAGAGGACUGGGGCGCUUUAAUAAUCCAGAUUACCGGGGAUUUUUAGAUAUUCUUGCUGCAACUAAGGCAUCCAAUAUUGAAGCAAAUAAGAAAAAGCURAGGAUGUUUGAUUUUGAUUAUUAUGAUUGGCCAGCGGAUUACACAUGGAAUGAAACAGGCAGGAGUGAAGAAAGCAAAAAGUACCUUGAAACUACCACAACAACUCGUGUUAGACACAGCAGCAUCCUGUCAAAAAUAGCUGCAAUGCCUUGCACUACAAUCAGAUACAUGUUUGCCCAUGGUCUUGGAAGACCACUCAUGUUYCCAGGUUCUGUUGGAUUAUUACAAACAGGAUUAGCCGAACCUCUUCUGUCUGGACGUACAAUUUACCUGGAAAAGGGAGGCAAAAGAGCUAAACUUGUUGCCGCAGAUGGUAAUGAAAUUGAUUCCAUGUUCUUUGAUAAACGGUCCCAAUACUUUGAAGAGGUGCAUAAAGGAAACACAUUGGUGAUUGUAUGUGAAGGUAAUGCAGGAUUCUAUGAAUUGGGUCUGGUGUCAACACCUCUGAAAGCUGGAUAUUCUGUUCUUGGUUGGAAUCAUCCUGGCUUUGCUGGUAGCUCUGGACUUCCAUUUCCUGAAUCAGAGAGAAAUGCAAUUGAUGUAGUUGUGCAGUAUGCUACAAAUGAACUUGGAUUUAAACUAGAAGAUAUAGUACUCUAUGCAUGGUCUAUAGGUGGAUAUACAGCAACUUGGGCUGGCAUGACGUAUCCCAAGCUUGGCGGAUUAGUGCUUGAUGCAACUUUUGAUGAUGUCGUUCCUCUGGCUCAAAGUAAAAUGCCUGAAGCUGCACGUGGCUUUGUUACUGCUGUUGUCAAAGAGUAUUUCAAUUUGGAUAAUGCUAAGUUUGUUUGCAAAUAUCCUGGUCCUAUUUUGCUGAUAAGAAGAAUGAGAGAUGAAAUCAUCACAAUAGAGGAAGGAAAUGUAGGCACAAACUUAGGCAACAAUCUACUUAUCAAGAUCCUUAGGCAAAGGUAUCCUAAAUUGUUCAACGAUGAGAGUCUUGAUUUACUAAAUGAAUAUUUGGCAUGUCCUGAUCAAAGCGUAAAACUGGGUCUAUGGAACAGUAUGGGCGUGGACGUGUCAGAGUGCAAUGAUAUCGUGAAAAAUCACAUAGCGGAAUACGGUAACAACUACCCCAGUCAGAUAGGUCACAAUCUUUCGCCGGAAAAAAAGAUCCAUGUUCUUAUGUUUCUUGUGCUUCAAUAUCUGAUGGAUUUCGAUGCAGCGCAUUGUAUMCCUCUGCCGUCCACUGAUUUCCGUCUACCUUGGAACGGCUAGAAGUCGUCAUGCUAUUGUCACAUAACGCUCAAGGUUGCGUUACACGGAAAGUUGCGUUGCAUUGAAAGCUGCAGCGUUACACUGAACGUUGCGUUUCACAGAACGUUGUGUUAUACAGCACUGAAACAGUUGAAGAAAAGCUAGGAUUACAAUUCGUGUAUUGAGCAGCUAGUCUGCCUUUAUUGUUGUUGAUAUUGUUGUUGCUGAUAUUGUUGUUGAUAUUGUUGUUGUUGAUGAUGAUGUUGCWAUGGUUAUAAAAUACUGCUUGACUACAUGAUAUGUGGUCACUAGACAUCUUAUUGUCCUCACAAGAUGUCUUAUUUAUUUAAAUUGAAGUUUACCGUAAAAUACUUAAACAAUGGCUAGUGUACUGUGAUCUUACUGUCAGUGUCCACCAACCUCGUGCCCAGAGCCUGCAUUUCUGACGUCCAGCGGAAGUCAAUGCAUGUCGUUUUCAGUCUCCCCGCGUCCGAUGAUAACACAGGGAACAACAGAUAGGAAUAAUUAGUUAUAAAAUAUGUUAUUAUCAGUGCAGAUAGUGCAAAUAAUUAAACAAGUUCAUCCAAAA
Molecule: messenger RNA, 2249 nt
Organism: Exaiptasia diaphana
Lineage: Eukaryota; Metazoa; Cnidaria; Anthozoa; Actiniaria; Aiptasiidae
Product: protein ABHD16A
Exons: 22
Coding region: 83-1681 (532 amino acids)
Biological process (GO): phosphatidylserine catabolic process; monoacylglycerol catabolic process
Cellular component (GO): endomembrane system
Molecular function (GO): glycerophospholipase activity; monoacylglycerol lipase activity
Source: RefSeq, a predicted model, not a curated record